CCAGCAGUACCCAAGAGGAAGAGGAAGAGGAAGAGGAAGAUGACGGUGGGCAUGAUCAACGCGAACCCGGUGGUGCACGAGCGGCCGGAGCGCGCCGCCCACCCGCACGCCGCCGCUCUCGACGCGCUCGACGUCUUCGAUACGGUGCGGGACAUCAAGGACCCGGAGCACCCUUACUCGCUGGAGCAGCUCAGCGUGCUCUCCCAGGAGUCCGUCUCCGUCGACGAGAAGCUCGGCCGCAUUCAGAUAACUUUCACCCCAACUGUGCAGCACUGCAGUAUGGCGACUGUAAUUGGCCUUUGCCUUAGGCUUAAGUUGAUGCAAAACUUCCCCCCACACUUCAAGAUUGACAUUAAAGUUGCUCCAGGAUCUCUUGCUAAUGAAGAAUCAGUAAACAAACAACUGAACGACAAGGAGAGAGUCGCGGCAGCCUUGGAGAACCCGAACCUUCGCCAGUUGGUCGAUGAGUGCCUUUGCUCCGACCAUCCAUCCUCAUACUAACUUAUCCCUGACGCGCCGCAACCUGCGUGCUGUACAGCAAUAAUCUUUGCAUGUUGUAUUUUUUUUACCCCUUAUACUGCACCUGCCCAUGUACAAUCACCGUCUGCCAUCUGAAAGUGUGGAGGAGGAAAACAAAGGAGAGUAUUGUUGUUUUUGUUGUACUACCAUGUUUCAGUCAUGUUUCACUGGUCCUCUGUCAAUUAUUAUUAAUUAUUGACAUCAGAGUUUACAAGUGGAUUUUUUGCUGUUGU
Messenger RNA from Brachypodium distachyon (stiff brome), 752 nucleotides. RefSeq names its product protein AE7-like 1. The coding region runs from base 40 to 501 and encodes 153 amino acids. Lineage: Eukaryota; Viridiplantae; Streptophyta; Magnoliopsida; Poales; Poaceae. The transcript is spliced from 5 exons. The record is from RefSeq and is a predicted model, not a curated record. Gene Ontology annotation, biological process: iron-sulfur cluster assembly.